Striga asiatica is the source of this 564-nucleotide messenger RNA. Lineage: Eukaryota; Viridiplantae; Streptophyta; Magnoliopsida; Lamiales; Orobanchaceae. The record is from the annotation of a GenBank genome assembly.
AUGGCGGCGAGGCUUAGGCAUCUCGGGAUUCGAGUGAAGACGGUCAUCGAGGAAGAGAGGUGCUUCAUCGUGUUGGGGGGCCCGCUACCGAAGAUUCCGCAGAUCGUUAUGGCUUUUGGGGCGAACUCGGGAGUCGUGCACCCAGCGACUGGGUACACGUUGGCUCGGGCGAUGGCGGUGGCGCCAGCUGUCGCGGGGGCGAUUGUCGAGUGCCUUGGUGGCGGCGGAGGGUCGGUUAUUCGUGGGCCCGAGAUGUGUGGGAAGGUGUGGGAGAGCUUGUGGCCGGUGGAGAAGAGGAGGGAGAGGGAGUUUCAGAACUUGGGGAUGGAGAUAAUGCUGAGGCUUGAUUUGGAGAAGACGAGGAGGUUUGUUGAAAGCUUUUUCGAGGUCGAGCCUCGGUAUUGGCAAGGGUUCUUGUCCGGGAGGCUGUCGCUCGGGGAGCUUUUCGCGUUCGGUUUGUCGAGUUUUGGAAAGGCGUCGGCUCGUGGGAAGUUGGAUAUAGUGACCACGAGCCCUGUGCCGGUCGCUAAAUUCAUUCGUAAUUUGGCGUUUGGAGAUGUUUGA